Molecule: messenger RNA, 2108 nt
Organism: Theileria parva strain Muguga
Lineage: Eukaryota; Apicomplexa; Aconoidasida; Piroplasmida; Theileriidae
Product: PPR repeat family protein
Exons: 6
Coding region: 1-2091 (696 amino acids)
Molecular function (GO): protein binding
Source: RefSeq, a predicted model, not a curated record
AUGAAGAUUCCAUCAUUGUUAAAACGUCCUACAACUUCUAUUCCACUACCAUAUGAAAAAAUUCUAAAUGAUAGAUUUAACCUCAAGAUUCCUAGCUCUGAAUCCGGCCCAAAUUCGCAAUUUUUGACUGUAAAGUCUAUUUUUGGAGAUUUGUCCUCACGCACAUCUUCUAAUAAACAGGACUUCCCCCAAAAUCCUUUCAAUAACCCAUCAUUCAGAUUAAAAAAUGAUAAAAACUUUGGAAAUAAUUGGAUUAAUGAAAAAUCUGUCCAAGGAAAUCAAACACCAGACGAUUUUAAAGGGGAUUCCAACCAGAUUCAUCCAACUACUAACUCUAAUUAUCAAUUAACUGAUUCUUCAAAGGUUUCAGGGACAACGAAAUGUACAACUAAAGAUUCACUUAUAAGUCCCUUAAAACAACUUUCAAGGAUUAGUAAAGAUCCUUCCAUUUCCGAUCCCCUAAAACCUCCUUUAAGUGAUAUAUCCGAAGAUUUAGAUGUAUAUUCCAGUGAACCAACUUCUGAUACAAUCAUUUCUAUAAAUUCAACUGGUGUGUUUGAUAUCAAUGGACGCUAUUCUAACUUAGAAAUAUAUAAAAAUGAGACUGUCGACUCUAUUGUAUCGAGUGGAGUUGAUGUUCCUGAACGGUUGAAUUUGCUUAUUAAGGAAAGAGCUUUGCGAGGAUUAUCCGAUCAAUGCCUAGAAAUCCUUUCUGAGAUUAAGAGGCUUAAAAUUCCGCUUUCAAUAGAGGCCUACAAUAACUGCCUCAUCAGUUGCAUGAAGACGAAUAACGCAAAGUUAUCACGGUACUUAUUUUUAUGCCUAAGAUCUGACCUGUUAACACCUGAUUUGAGAACAUACACUCUUAUGAUUAAGACUCAUGUUAACUCUGGUGAUAUUUCAAGUGCAUUUUCCCUAUAUAGGAAGAUGGAAAACGAGGGAACAAAAGCCGAUUUGGUUGUUUUUUCAGUAUUAAUUGACUGCCUUGUAAAGGAGAAGCACAUCAAGGACGCAUGGAGUCUUUUCAAUUACAUGAGGACUUGGCGACUUAUUGAGCCUGACGAAGUCCUCUUUACCAUUAUGAUUAAGAGCUGUAGUUAUUCCAGAGAGGCUGAAAAGGCUUUAAAUUUAUACCAGGAGAUGCUAACUAUGAACAAAUUUCCCACAAUUUACACCUAUAUUGAGCUAAUAAACUGUCUCUCAAAUCGCAAGGAAUACUUUCAUCAAUGUUUCCAGUUCUACAACCAAAUCAAAGCUCAGGAAUACCCAAUCAAUUCUCACAUACUUCUUCUGCUACUCCAGAGUUGUUGUACUGUUGGCAAUGUGAGGAAGGCCAAGGAGGUGAUUUUAGAAGCUCGUACUAUGGGAAUAAAGCCUACUUUGGAGAUGUAUAAUGUGUACAUCAAGACUCUUGCAGCCCAAAUGAAACUGUCAAAACUGACUGAAAAUGAAAAGAUCAAUAACAUUAACAAGACCUGGUCAAUAGUCCAAUCUUUACUUCCUCUGUACAACUAUAAUAAUGCUUUAAAUUCUGAAAAUAGUGAAAAUAAGGAUUUGGUUCCGGAAGAUUCAGAUAAAGGAAAACUGGUCAGGUUACUAAAUAGUGUAAUUUUAGUUUAUGAAAACGGCGGUUACUACGAAUACGCCAUGGACGUCCUAAACUGUUUUCAAGUUUUCAACAUAACACCUGAUUACAUGACUUACUUCAUACUCUUAAGGAUGGUUGGCCCUAAGAUGAAGGACCCUGGGCGUUUUUUCACUCUUUGGAGUCAGGCUAAAACUCAAAUUGAACCGAAAAAGACACUCCUAUGCAUGGCUCUGGACAUGGCAAUACUUUCAAGAUCCGCUAAAAGAACCUUGGAGAUACUUAAUGACAUGCAUAAUGCCAAGGUUUUCCCCACUCCCGCCCUUAUGAAGAGGCUCUAUGAGUCUGGAAAGAAAAUCACCCAAAUUCACCUCAUGAUUAAUAAUUUAGUAACUCUCCAAAGGAAAAUGACUUACCAGGAAAAACUCAACGAUAGUAAAAUACUUCAAACAUAUGUUGACGAGUUUGAACUCAACAAGGCAAUCACACCAAGCAUUAAAAUUUAAUAUAUAUCCACAUCAUA